Clupea harengus (Atlantic herring) is the source of this 3974-nucleotide messenger RNA. It is a transcript of the gene insyn1, whose product is annotated as inhibitory synaptic factor 1. Gene Ontology annotation, biological process: inhibitory postsynaptic potential. Gene Ontology annotation, cellular component: postsynaptic density. Lineage: Eukaryota; Metazoa; Chordata; Actinopteri; Clupeiformes; Clupeidae. The record is from RefSeq and is a predicted model, not a curated record.
UCCUCUUCAUCCUCACUUCCUCCUCCUCCACACCUCCGUCCUCGUCCUACUCUUUUCCUUUGCUUCCGACGCUCAGCUGAGGCGGUGAAUGAAAGGACUGAGGGAGCUUUGUCUGCAAACAGACAGUAAGUGAGAGAGAGAAGGAGAAAGAGAGAGAAAGAGAGAAGGAAUAGACAGAGAGAGUCAGAGGAAAAAGAGAGUGUGCAGUCUAGAUAGAGCGCAAGCCAGAGCUUGUCAGUCGGAACAAGCGUCUGCGUCUGUGUGUGUGUGUGUGUGUGUGUGUUGGGGGGAAGAGAGCGCGAGCGAGCAAGCAUCUGUGUGUGUGUGUGUGUGUGUGUGUGUGUGCGUGCGUGUGUGUGAGCAAGGCACAGAGCGAGAGGGAGGGAGAGAGCACACAAGCGUCGGCGCGAGCUAGGAUGGGAGGAUUCAGACCGUGCCGGAGCUAGCGGGGAAGGAUGCGCCUGGCUCGGACGCGGCCGUGCCCGUUGGCUGCCACUCAGGGGCUCGUCGCUCGCACGCUGUGCCCAGGGCGCCACCACCAGCACAGCCAGGGGAAAGGUGCCAUGUGAGAUUCCCUUCCGUGUCCUUCGGCACCAGUAGGGUGAUUUGGGAACGAACGCUGCCUGCUUCGCCCCGGCGUUCCGACUCCACCAGGGUUCUGACGUGGAAUUCACCCCUGCCGACUCCUUCACUGGGGGAGAGGAGAGGAGAGGAAAGAGGCGGAGGCUGGCUUUCGACUUGGUGAAAAAUUCCCCUCAACCAAAACAACGAGGGAGAGAGAGAGGAAGAGAGAAAGAGGCAACCAGAGGAAGGAAGAAAAAAACAAAGUGAACACAUCCUUGCCGACAGUCUGCACUUCCUGGAAGACUGGAGCUCUUCCUUAGCAACUAUCACCAGUGAAUUACAAAAUGAGCAAAUGAAUAAAAACACACAAACACAGUGACUUGCCUCUUGGCUGAUCCUACACCACUCUGCUCUCUGAUUGCAAAUGACACAAGAGGUAAGGAGGAACACGCCGACGAGAGGAAAGUUCUAGAUUUUUCCGGAGUGCGGAAGGACAAGGCACAGAGGUCCUUUGGGUACCAAGGACGACCCAGUGGCCCGGAUACGUCUGUCGUAGCCGGCACCAGAGGUCCCAAAUCACCCUGGUCAGUGAUAUCCCAGAAUUCCGUGUGGCUUGCUUUCGCUCUGAGACAACCCUCAGCUUCAGCCACACCUAGGGGACUUUCUACACAGCCAGGUCUUCACCUCUGGGAUUAAACCCUUCUGACGAAACACACACACACACACACACGUAUACCUCUUCAUCGCACAUUUCCUCUUCCUCCUCCUGCUCAUGAGACACAACUGGGGACGUAACAGAGCGAGCUUUUUAACCACGGUCGCAGGAGGUGACCGGGAGCCAGCGUUCCUCUUUCUACUCUUCCGUCACGUCUGACGCUUUUCACACACCUGGAGUACCCUUUUUUUUCAUCUUUCCCUCCAAUCGGCUCUGCGUGUGUGUGAGAGUGUGUGAAAGAGAGAAAGAGAGAGAGAAAGAGAAAGAGAGAGCAGCAUUCCUGAGGGAAGUCAAUUUAGAAGGCAUUGUCUGUUCCUUGCGGGUAAAAAAUAACAUGGAACCAAACCGCUUUUAAAACUUGAGGAACUGCUUGGAGCUGCAUUGGUUCCGGUCUGUAGCUUGGAUGCUGGUCUUUGGGGAGGUGAUAUACUUAAGCUGCCGAUGCUGGGAGCUGUUUGUGUCCUUGCCUACUUUGCAAAACUAAGGAUUUAAGAAAGAAAGAAAGAAAGAAAGAAAGGAAGAAAGGAGAAAAACAAGUUGAAAGUGAGGAACUUCAGAAAAGUGGCGCGUUAAUGGGGAAAGGAAGAUCUUGAAACACACUGACAAAUGAUCAAUGUGCUCCUGGCUCCGGUGGCGGCAGCAGCAGCAGAGGCAUCACUGAAAGCGGGUCGCGGCGAAGGCAGCGGUAGCAGCGUGCGCGGGGCUCAGCGGCUCUCCGAGCUCCCCCAGCGGUCGGCCGGCGGCGUCUAAAGAUGUUGAGGUCCCCCUGUUCGUCCGGGGCCCCCGUUCGGAUCGCCAGCAACGUGGCUCCUCGCGCACACAGACAUGGACCCCCCCAGAUCGUCGCUGUCGUCGUCGUCGCCGGCUCAUUCGCGCCCUCACCCGUGCCCCCCCCCUCGCCCUGUGCCCGCCGCUGCCCCCCGCCGCCACUGGCCCCAGCGCCGCCUGUGAAGGAUGUCGGAGCGGCGAGCGCCAGUAAGGACGCCGGACGCCAGUGAGAGCCCCAGUCAGAGACAACUCAUCCGGACCCACAUGAAGAUGGUGAUCGCCCAGCUGGAGGGCAUCCUCAAGGAGCUCAAGGAUGUGGCCCAGGAACUGCGGGAGGUGGUGGGUCAGAUUGACAAGCUGACAUCGGACUUCGACUUCGACCUGGAGCCGGACGACUGGACGGUGGCUACAGCCAGCAGUACGUCCAGCAGCGAGCGUGGCCUGGGAGAGGCCUUCCGCCUGGACUUCCUCAGCCACGACCUGCUCUCCGACAGCUGGGAGUUCUGCAACUUCCUGGAGGCCUCUGCUUCUGCCUCCGCCUCCGCCUCCGCCUCCACCUCCACCUCUACCGUGCCCGGAGCUGGGCCAGGAUGUGGUUCAGGCCCAGGAUCAGGAUCGAGAGCAGGAGGAGAAGGAGGCGGAGGAGGAGGAGGAGGUGGUGCCACCGUAACAAGGACAAAGUCGGUGGGAGUCAGAGCCUCAACGACAGCCGUUCAGACCGGCGAUGAGAACUUGGACCAGGGGUCGGGCCAGGGAGGGAGAGGGGGAGUGCCCCUCUCCGCUACCCCCCCGCCCACCACUGCCACCGUCGGCACCACCACCUACGCUUCGGCCUACUCGCAGAUGAACGGGGGUCUUCCCAUCCCCAACGGCCCCCUGAUCGUCACGCCAGACUCCUCCAGCGAGGAGGCCUCCAGCUCCACGUACAGCCAGAAGACGUCGCGCAACUCGGGCACACGCGAGCGCGUGCGCUUCAGCGACAAGAUCCUCUACCACGCGCUCUGCUGCGAUGACGACGAGGACGACGAGGCUGAGGAGGAGGAGGAAGAGGCGUACGGUGUGGGCGGGGAGGAGGAUGAAGAUGAUGAUGACGAGGAGGAGGAGGAGGACGGGGAUGACGAGGACGACAAGCGAGACUGCUGCACGCCGGACACGGACAGUGAACUCAGCCCUCUGGCCUGCUCCCCCAUCCCACCCCUCACCUCCAUCGCCUCCUCUGCCACAACAGAACAUUCCAGAUUCCAGAACUGUCUAGAUCCCGCGUCCAUGGGCCCAUCGCUAGUGGGGAGGCUGCCUCUGGGGACACACUCACUGGGACGGAAGGGUCUCCUGCAGCCCUCGUGUCGGAAGAAACUGCUCCGCAACAGCAGCACGCAGACUGUCUCAGACAAAAGCACCCAGACUGUACUGCCCUAUGUCCCUGCCAAACAGAAAACAAAGGACCACUGAGAGAACAUUACACUUUGAAAAACAUAAAAGAGUACAAAGAAAAGAAAAGAAAAAAAAGUACUAUAAACAAAAAAGAACUGUAUACUUAUUUAAUAUUAUUACAUAGAUCAUAGAUUAAUACACAAAUUAAUUAAUAAUUACUAAAAUAAAUAAAUGAUAUAUGGGAAUUCAAAAAAACCACACUCGACUACCUAAAGUCAUUCUAAGGCUCAGGGAUUUACGGGUAAGGAUGAGGAAGAAAAGAGGGGGGAAAAGGGAGAGUGUUUGUCCAAGAAGCCGAGAGGCGGGAGUCGGGAGUCGGGAGAAGGAACGGGGUUGGUAGGUGGACCAAAAUGACAGUCCCUGCUUCUGUAAAGACAUGUACAAUAUGACUUCAUACUCCCUUUUUUCUGUUUGUUCUCUCCUUUUUCCAUCUGCAUCACUUGUCGGACAUAUUUUACUAUGAAAUCUUUAGUCGAAAUAAUGGUUGUGGAAAGCA